Messenger RNA from Pseudopodoces humilis (Tibetan ground-tit), 911 nucleotides. RefSeq names its product glycolipid transfer protein (gene GLTP). Gene Ontology annotation, biological process: intermembrane lipid transfer; ceramide transport. Gene Ontology annotation, cellular component: cytoplasm; membrane; cytosol. The record is from RefSeq and is a predicted model, not a curated record. Gene Ontology annotation, molecular function: ceramide 1-phosphate binding; ceramide 1-phosphate transfer activity. NCBI's taxonomy places the organism in Eukaryota, Metazoa, Chordata, Aves, Passeriformes, Paridae.
UCGGUCCCCGCUGCCCUCAGAGCCCCCUCAGCCGGGGAGCGGUGAGGGGGACAGGGGGAACGGUUCGCCAGACAUGGCGCUGCUGCUGGAGCACGAGUUCAAGCCGCUGCCGGCUGAUAAGCAGAUCGAGACUUUGCCCUUCCUGGAGGCCGUGGCGCACCUGCCGCCGUUCUUCGAUUGCCUGGGGACUCCCAUCGUCUACUCACCGGUCAAAGCAGACCUGACUGGGAAUAUCAAGAAAAUCCGGGCGGUUUAUGACUCCAAUCCUGCUAAGUUCAAAACGCUGCAGAACAUCCUGGAGGUGGAGAAGGAGCUGCACGGCUCAGCCUGGCCCAAGAUAGGCGCGACGCUGGCGCUGAUGUGGUUGAAAAGGGGUCUGAAAUUCAUUCUGGUGUUGCUGCAGAGCAUCUCCGACGGUGAGAGGGAUGAGGAGCAUCCCAACCUCAUCCGAGUGAACGCCUUGAAGGCUUACGAGAUCGCGCUGAAGAAAUACCACGGCUGGAUGUUGCAGAAGCUCUUCACAGGCUCAAUCUAUGCUCUUCCCUACAAAUCCGAUUUGCUGAAGGCCUUGGAGAAGGGUAAAGAAGUCAAGGAAGAGGAAAGCAUAGAAAAAAUCCACCAGUUUCUCACGAGAGUCACUCCAAUCCUGGAUGCAAUUUAUGAGAUGUACACGAAGAUGAACGCUGAGCUGAGCUACAAAGCCUAAAGCUGGCACAGGACUGGCACAGAUUAUAUAACGUGUGAUGGGUGUUACCUAUGUCUUCAUCACUGAGGCAGCUGGGGUGGCUCCCAGCUCUCCGGUGACUUCGAUUCCUGUCUGGAUCUGCAGUGGAUAACAUCUUUUCUAACCAAAAAGUAAUAGUAAUUAACUUUCUAUUAAGAAUAGGGCAAUAAAACAAUUGUGGGUGUCA